Molecule: messenger RNA, 1590 nt
Organism: Trametes versicolor FP-101664 SS1
Lineage: Eukaryota; Fungi; Basidiomycota; Agaricomycetes; Polyporales; Polyporaceae
Exons: 2
Coding region: 1-1590 (529 amino acids)
Source: RefSeq, a predicted model, not a curated record
AUGGCUGACGGCGCCCGACUCAAUCACGAUGUCCUACUGCAAAUUCUGUCCUUCGCCGAUCGGUACACUCUCUGCGUGCUCAUGCGGACCUGCGGCUUCUUCAAUCACCACGGACCAAAAUACAUCCUGCAAACCGGUGUUUCCCUAAGCACGGAACUCGCGAGGGACAUCGCGUCCUUCAUGCGCUUCAUCGAGUCGCGCGACACACUCUACCGCCUCUCCCACAUCCACACCUUGACGGUGUCGGCAGAGAAGACAUACUAUCAGGGGCCAGAUGCAGCCACGAACGCGGCCCGAUCCGGGAAGCUUCUCAACACACUGUUCCUCUUGCUUGCUCGUGCCGACAAUCUUCGCGUUUUGGUUCUCGAGGAGACCGAGGGCGUUCUAGGGUUGCGCCCGGAUCUCGCUGACUCCAUCGCUAUGUUGGGGUGCCUCACGACACUGCGUGCGACUACUCUCGGACGGCGCGGCGUGAAAAUGCUCAAGGUAUUGCGGUCCACCCUCACCCAUGCGGACCUCACCAUGGACUUUGACGAGACUGAGAAGGACACGAGGGAUCAUAACCUCAAUGAGGAAGGAAGCUCCGACGACGAAGACACCAUGCCUACACACCUUCUCCACGGCUCUCAGAAGUCUCUGCGUGAGCUGUCGAUAUCGUGUGCGAACGGGACGCAGCAAGGACCCCGUUACCCAUGCAUGGCUCGCCUUCAUGUGCGAUGCAUUGACAAACCCCACACAAGCCAUUACGUCCACCCAUUCCCAAACCUGCAGCACUUCUCCACCUCAGACUGCAACUUGAGCCUCGUCGAUUCGCUCCCCGUGGACCAAUUCGAACGCCUUCGGCGCACGAACCAGCGUGAGCAGAGACUACAUGGUACAUGGUCCUCUCUGCGGAGCUUCUACGGUCCGGUCUCCACUCUCUAUCUUCUUAGCCCCUCAUGUCACAUCCGGUCGCUGAAGGUCGACGAUAGAGACGUGCGAAAAGAAUCCUCGUAUCCUUCUAAGACCCACAUGCUACGCUCUGUUCUGGACGCUUGCCCGCAGCACCUGCACCUCAACUGGACGGGUGGCCGUUACCUCCUCGAUGACGACUUCUUGUCCAUCUGGAACCGACCGGUUCUGAGCUCCCUCGCCCACCUCCAUCUUAGCGUAACGCUCGUGUCAGGCGAAGACGAUGACAACAACAUGGACCUAGUGCGCACUAUGGACAACGUUGUCUCCCGCAUCGUGGCACCGCUUGCUUCCCUUCGUUCGUUUUGGCUCACCCUACGCUGCUCCCCCAUGAUUCCGUCCCCCUUCGAAUUGCUCUACAACAGGGACUCCAGGUACCCGCUUGUCCCCGUCGAGCGAGCGCUGGCAGAAUGGGACGUGGACGCCUUCGCGCAUCGCGUGCGCGCAGCCGGCGCCCCUGGGCCCCUCCAGUCCGUCAUUCUCCACAUGUCGGGACACCGGGCGCGGGACGAGCAGAUCAUCCGAGUCGGGCCUGUGUACGAACCUGACGACGCUUCUAGUGAUGACGGGGACUUCAUAGCCGAGGAGGCACGAGAGAUGAUAGAAUUCAGUAUUGAAAACCUUCGCGCUCUGGGGUAA